Anthostomella pinea is the source of this 1587-nucleotide messenger RNA. The record is from the annotation of a GenBank genome assembly. NCBI's taxonomy places the organism in Eukaryota, Fungi, Ascomycota, Sordariomycetes, Xylariales, Xylariaceae.
AUGCCCUUCGGAAUCAUUGACUGCAAGCGGUUGGAGGUGGUCCCCGGGACAGCAUGGAUGAACGACCAAGCAGACUUACCCCAGGAAUUACACGCAAUACCUGCCGAGCGGUUGAAGCAUGGCAGUGGGAAACACUCUCACAUCAUACUCGUGCCUCAACCGUCAGACUCGCCAAAUGAUCCCCUCAAUUGGCCAUUGUGGAAGAAAGACAUGAUCUUACUCAUCGUCAGCCUCUCUGCCGCAGUUGUAGGAGCUUACGGUCCAAUGCUCGGGCCAGGCUUCGUACCAGUUUCGAAAGAACUCGGCAUUUCAAUCAACACUCUGUCCCAAUCGACGGCAUGGCUGAUCCUGACCAUCGGCCUUUGCGUGUUCUUUGCAAAUCCAGUUGCAAAGAUAUACGGGAAAAGACCGGUCUAUAUCGUCUCGAUCUGCCUUCUAUUUGCAGUAAGCAUCUGGGGAGCAGUGGCGAAAAGUUACAGCUCGUUUCUUGCAAGCCGAAUCGUUGGUGGCUUUGACUUUGUCCAUCAACGAGCGACUAGAAUCGCAGUGUGGAAUCUCUUCCUUCUAUGCGGUAUCGCCGGCGCCUCAUUCAUCAGCGGCUACAUAAUCGAAAACCUGGGCUACCAAUGGACUUUCGGGAUAUGUGCCGUCUUGUUCGGUAUUUCCAUGUUUCUCACAAUAUUCUUGGUCCCGGAAACAUCCUACGUCCGGCCCACUCCAGACCUCAGUACCUUACCGGAAAAGAGUCAUGGCGACGACGAAGAACUGGGUAAAGAUUCCGAAGCCCUCCACAUUGAGCAGCUGCCGCCGUCGAAUGCCGACGACCCAAAGACGACGUAUUUGCAAUCUAUCCGGCCCCUGAGUGGAAGAUACUCCGAAGCCCCUUUGCUGAAGAUCAUGGCAAGGCCUUUCGUAAUGUUCUUCUGCUACCCAGCGGUCCUUUGGGCAUUUCUCAUCUACGGCACAACACUGACGUGGAUUGUCGUCUUCUCGGUUGUGAACGGCGUGAUAUUUGUUGAAGCGCCUUACAAUUUUUCUGUCGCGCAGGCCGGUCUCACGAGUCUUUCGCCCUUCAUUCUGACGAUCAUUGCCGAAGCAGUAUCUGGCCCUCUGAACGACUGGAUCUGCCUGAAGCUCACAAGACGUAACUAUGGAGUCUAUGAGCCAGAGUUUCGGCUCGUACUCAUGAUCGUCGUGGCAAUACUGGGAGGUGUUGGUUUCUUCGGCUUCGGCCUGACGGUCCAUUACCAGACGCACUGGUCCGGCCCGGUCCUGACUUAUGGCCUGGCGAAUAUGGCUCUCGGAUUUGCGGGAGUCUGCGUCUUUGGAUAUGUGUUGGACUCCUAUCCCAAGCUGGCCGAAGAAGCCUUCGUUGCCAUCAACGCACGGAACUUUCUCACAUUCGGACUGACAUACUUUGUGAACGACUGGCUGGCCGAAGAUGGAGCGUUGGAGGUGUUUUGUGUCUUGGGAGGCUGCUUCCUCGGCGUCACGCUGCUGACUAUCCCUCUUUGGAUUUUUGGAAAGAAGAUUCGAAGCAAGAUUGCUCGAAACAGAUUUUUGAGGCAGUUUAUGACAGACCUGUAA